ACAAUUGCUGACGUGGAUUCUUCAAACCCUCACUCAAUCAUUGAGAGAGUUUCUUUUUAGACUCCCAAUCCUCCCUUAUUUCUCACUCUUCCUGAAAAAGGCUCAGAAAAAAAAGAAAAAGAAUUUUCGUGGGAGAGAAAAAGAAGAUUAUAUACUUUUUGUCAGUUUCUAUCAAUUUAUGCAUUCUCUGUGAUAAGUAAAUUCUUCGUUAUCGAAUUGGAAUUUUCAGAGACUGGUUGAGAAGUUGUUUGAGUUUUGUCAUGUCUUUCAUGGAUACUUUUUUUGUUCCUGAAGAAACAAAGGACGAAGAAGGCGAGUGGGAGAAAGAAAGAUAAUUAGAAGAAAAAAAAAUACGAUUUCUGCUUCUACUGAUCUUCUUCUUCUUCUUCGAGAAAAGUAGAAGUAGAAGGAAUCAGAUCAUCACUAAAAAAAACUUUGUAGUUUUGUAUUUUCGUAUAUUUUUAUCUCUGUUUCGAUCUCUGCUUCUGCAGUUUGACGAUUAACGAUGUCGACGAGUGUAAUCAGUGAGUCGGCGGUAGUGAUGAACGCUGCGGAGGGAGGAAAACUAGCGGCACCGACGAUCGAGGUGGAUUUCGCGAAAUGCGAUUGUUGUGGAUUGACGGAGGAAUGUACUCUGGCUUACAUAGAGACGAUCCGCGAGCGGUAUCAAGGAAAAUGGAUAUGCGGACUGUGUGCGGAAGCAGUGAAGGAUGAGAUGAUGCGAUGUGAGAGGUUGAUUAACGCGGAAGAAGCCUUAACUCGUCAUCUCAAUUUCUGUAAGAAGUUCAGUUCGUCCACUCCUCCUCCAGAUCCGACAAUUCACUUGAUCGCUGCAAUGAGGCAGCUUCUUAGGAGGAGCUUGGAAUCUCCUAAAUCGCUCAGGUCGAUGCCCUGUAGUCCGACGAGGAACAGCACUGAGAUGCAGACUAACGUUUUAGUUCGAGCUGAAAGUUGUAUUCCUACACUUUCUUUGGUGGUCGAUUCUGCUGCUUAUCAUGCCAUGGAAAUGGAUCCUGAUUCCGAAUGAUUGCCAUGGAAAUAGAUCCUGAUUCCGAAGGAAGGUGACGACUUUAGGUUUAAUUUCAACUCUCAAAUCCCCGCAAUGAAAAAAAAAGAAAUAAAUUAAGUAGAAAAAAUAACUCUAAUAAUGCUUAAUUUGCCUUAAAAAUGUAAACACAAUAGAACUAGAACCGUUUGGCGAUCGACCGUGAUGAAAUGGAAUGGAAAUCAUGUUCAUGUGAUUGGCGUGUGAAUUAUGUGUGCUCAACUAAUUUUACAAUUUUGAUUAGCUCCACCUCCACUCUUUAUAUGCAUCUGUAAAUAUAUAUUAGAUACUCAUGUUUUGAUUGAAAUGCUUCUAUUAUGAUU
Solanum lycopersicum (tomato) is the source of this 1368-nucleotide messenger RNA. RefSeq lists its product as uncharacterized. NCBI's taxonomy places the organism in Eukaryota, Viridiplantae, Streptophyta, Magnoliopsida, Solanales, Solanaceae. The record is from RefSeq and is a predicted model, not a curated record.